UCUGCAGACAUCUGCCAUGGAGUCAGCCUUCAGCGACAAACAGUACUACGCUCAGCAUUUUGACCCGAAAGGCUAUUUGGAAACGUAUUAUGCCUUCAGCUCCGACAAAGAGGCAGAAAAGGCCUUAACAGUUUUUACUCUGAAAAAUCUGCACAAAGCCUUCGUUCUGGGUGGCCUUAAAGGAGACACCCUGAUUGACAUCGGAAGUGGACCCACCAUCUACCAGUUCCUCUCGGCCUGCGAGUCCUUCCGAGAGAUCAUCGCCACCGAUUUUACCGACCAGAACCGGGAGGAGAUGCAGCGGUGGCUGAGGAAGGAGCCAGGAGCUUUCGACUGGAGCACGAUAGCGAAAUUUGUCUGCGAGCUGGAAGGGGACAGGGAAAGGUGGGCCCAGAAGGAGGAGAAGGUGCGCAGCAGCAUCAAGCGGGUCCUGAAGUGUGACGUGACCCAGCCCAACCCUGUGGCUCCGCUCUCUCUCCCUCCGGCCGACUGCCUCCUCUCCACCUACUGCUUGGAACUGGCUAGCAAAGACCUGCCGGCCUUCCGCUCGGCCUUGAAGAACAUCGGCUCCCUCUUGAAGCCCGGGGGACACCUGGUCUUAGCCACUGCGCUGGAACUCACCUUCUUCCUGAUAGGCCAGUGCCGGUUCGGUUGCCUCUACCUGGAGCAAAAGGCUUUAGAGGAGGCCGUGAAAGAGGCUGGCUUUGACAUCGUGUGGGUGGAGACCACCAAGAUCAGCUUUCCGUUGCCUUUGAUCGACGCUACCGGGGCAGGUUUUGUGGUUGCCCGGAAAUGCUGAAGUGAAACGAGCAGGGGGUCGGGGUGUGGGGAGAGGCAGGAGUGGAAAUUAUGGCUGCGAUCAUAUGUACAAUGAGA
Molecule: messenger RNA, 876 nt
Organism: Gekko japonicus
Lineage: Eukaryota; Metazoa; Chordata; Lepidosauria; Squamata; Gekkonidae
Product: nicotinamide N-methyltransferase-like
Exons: 3
Coding region: 17-799 (260 amino acids)
Cellular component (GO): cytosol
Molecular function (GO): N-methyltransferase activity
Source: RefSeq, a predicted model, not a curated record